Molecule: messenger RNA, 4043 nt
Organism: Condylostylus longicornis
Lineage: Eukaryota; Metazoa; Arthropoda; Insecta; Diptera; Dolichopodidae
Gene: js
Product: mucin-2
Exons: 7
Coding region: 852-3290 (812 amino acids)
Cellular component (GO): extracellular region
Molecular function (GO): chitin binding
Source: RefSeq, a predicted model, not a curated record
AUUUUUUAGGACAUACAACAUUUUAUCAUUUAUACGUACUGAUAGUACAUAUAACCAAUAACCAUAUUAUUAUUUUGAAUAACAAAAUAGGGAAAGAUAAAGAAAAUAAAAAAUAAAAAUAUCAGUGUACAUGGGUGCAUCGUACCGCAUUGUCGUCGUGUUAUCGUCAUUGGUUUCAGUUCAGUUCAUCAGCAAAUUUUGUUUUGAUAGAGCGGAUAUCAAUGAAAAUUGUACUCAUGUAUGUAAAUAUACUUGGACUAAAAAACUACUUAUAUAACAUUGGAAUUUUGUAAUUAAAAAUUAUAAAAUAAAAAAUAAAAACAAAUAAAAAUUUUAAAUAAAAAAAAAAUUAAUAUGUUAUUUAACAUUUACUGCCGAUGAAAAAAAAAAUAAACAAAAUAAAAUAUUCCAAAAAAGUUAAGUAAAAUUGCGAAGGUGUAGACACCUUCUUUCUUUAAAACAAAAAAAAAAAUACGAAAAGAAUUUGUAAACUCUUUAAAAAUAGAAAGAAAAUUAAAAAAAACUAAUAUAUCAAAAAAUAUUAAUCACGAAAGAAUAACAAUCAGUGACACCAAGCAAACAACAAGCAGCAGAAUUCCCGCUAAGGAAUUUUUUUUAUAUUCACAUAUAUGAAAAACCAAAACACGUAACCAGUUGUUAAACAAAAACAAACCACUCGAAAGAGAGUUAUUUUUGUUUUUUUUUUCUUGUGGAUUUUUGUAAAAUUUUGGAUUUUCAUCACGAAAUUUAAUAUAAUAAUAGUGUUAUUCCCAUUUUCAUUUUAAUUUUGUAAUUUUUAUCGCUUUUUUUUUUUUGUUUUCAUCAUUAAUAUUUAAAACCAAAAUUGGAAAAUGAAUGAAAAUUGGAUAUAUUCGAUAUUAUUAUUACUGAGUAGUAUAACAGUUAUACUUAAUAUAGCACAAUGUCAGAAAAAUGACGGACCAAUAGGCGCUCAUAGGGUUUAUAGAAAAACAUCAUUUUCCUGUCAGGGACGUUCUACUGGAUAUUAUGCUGAUAUUGAAACUGGUUGCCAAGUUUAUCACAUGUGUGACGGGCUCGGCAGACAAUUCAGCUAUUCCUGCCCAAAUACAACACUUUUCCAGCAAAGGAUGUUAAUUUGCGAUCAUUGGUACAUGGUGAAUUGUUCUAGAGCUGAAAGCGAUUAUGAUGCAAACUUAUUAAUUGGUCAGAAAGAUAAACCUUUUGUUCCUGAUGAUGAGCAGCAUUUAAGGACUCCACGUCCAGAUUUACUUGAUAGACCAUAUGCACCAGAUUAUUCAGGAGAGUCAUUUAGGAAUCAAUAUGAACAGGUACCUCAAGUGUUAAAUCAAAUUGAUGGCUCAGAUCAAGAUGAAGACAAUGCUGCUAAAAAACAUUUUCAAUUAAACCCACCACCUUCUUCAACACGUUGGAGGAUAUCUGUACCUAGUCGAGAUAUACUUCCACCAUCAUCGCAAUCAAUUCGUCGAAUGGACGAUGUAGAUGAUAUUAAUCCAGAUUUAGGUACAAGUUUUAGUUCAAAUUAUAAUACAUCAGCUGAUGUUUCUAGCGAAGAGGAUAAAUUUCAAACUGUUACAAAGCCAUCAACGUCAACCUCGACGACAAUAAAUAACCAGAAAACAUUUGUGACCAAAAAUCAAAGUUAUAAACCCACAAAUAGCCCCACAGUAUACAGAAAACCAACUAUUACUACCACAACGCAAUCCCCGAAAUCUUUCCACAUUACAAAACAACCAAUUUCAAAUGCAAUAUCGGAAACGGAAAUCAAAGUUCCUUCAAAACUUUAUGAACCCCCAUUUUUAUACCCAAUCUGGAAUGAAAAUUACACCGCAUCUGAAGAAAGCAAAACUAGUACUACAGAGAAAUCUGUAAUUUCUACGACAACUACCACCAGAACACCAUUUCGAAUAAUAUCUACUUCAGCACCAUUUUCAGUAUUACCAACAGCAGCUACAACGGCACGUCCAAUACCUCCUCCUAUAACCAGACCAACCACUUCAUCCGGCAAACCGUUUACUCAAAAAUAUACCGCUUCAACAACCUUAUCGUACGAAUCUGCUACAGAUAAAUACUCCAAUUCUUUGGAAACUUUACAACAAUCAGAAUCUUCAAAUCGGGCACCUACAUCUUUUAAUAAUUAUGAUUUUUCCAGAAUAUCAAGUAAAACUUCUUCAACUUCAUAUAACUCAAAACCAACUACUUUACAAUUAAAAGAAAGAAAGACGUCAAAUACCCAAUUAUUAAAUCAGAAACCCAUUGUAGUUGCCUCGCAACCUGAUGAAGCUUCUAAUGAAAAUGAAAACAUUCCAGAAUCAAUAUUCGACUAUAACAUUCCUCAAAGCCAAAGAUUAAACACUCCAAAAUCUUUCUCUAAACCAAGUAGUGUUGCAUUAAAAUCAGUUACAGGGCAAACAUCCUUAAAUGAAGUUGUUACACCAUCUCUAGAUCUAGUUCCACCUUUUCCUGAAUAUAUUCAACAUGAUAUUGCAACAACCCAGGGUCCACCAAUAUAUUAUGACUGGAAAAUCCCAUCAAAUGCUCUGGAACCACCCAAAUUAGACCCCCCAAUUGGAACAGAAGGACGUUUGCCAGAAUAUGAAAUAGAAUUCAGGAAAAAACAAAAAGGAAAUACUAAUCAAUCUCAGUUACAAGAACAAAAACUUCCUUUAGAACAACAGCAACUUCCUUUGGAAAAUGUUUUGCCAACUUUUCUACCAGACGAUUCACAUUCACUUCAGGACUCACAAUUAAAACAAGGUUCAUUUGGUAAAAAAAUACAAUUACAAGGUAUUCCGCCUGAAACUCCUAGUUUAGAUCUUCAACCACCAUUUAGUGAUCAUCUUGAUUUUUCGUCAAAUUCUAACGAUUCUAUAAGCGAAAACAACAAAUCAUUUCCAUUUUCUCACAAUCCGUUCCUAUCUACACUAGCCACAAAAAGUCAAAGAUCUGUGAAUUCUUCGACAAAAACACCAACAUCAUCUCCAAGGCCAUUUUCAACAAGUAAUAAAAGAGAGUUAAUUUCAGGAAAUCAUAAAAAAAAUUCUCCAGCAUCAGAGCUUCAAAUUCAACAACUUAAACGACAAUUAUCUGUUCCAGACUUUUUAUUUCCUUUAGAAAAUGGUAGAACUGGUUAUGAUUUUAAUGAAUCAAAAAAUUCUUUUCAACUUAAAAUACCCAAGCGGAGAAGUGACGAUAAAUCAAAAUGGUACGGUGAAAACCCAGAAUGCCCCGAAUGCCAUCCAUCUUUUGCAAAACCAGGAACAUGUGAACCAUGUAUAAAAAGGCGAUAAGUUCUCUACCUAUAUUUUAAUUUUCCUUAAUAAAAUAUAUACAUACAUUGUACUAUGUAUAUGUAUAUUAAAUGAGCAUCAUUAUGACUAGAACAUUUGUAACCAUAGCCAAAUUAAAAAAAAAAGAUAAAUUGUGCAUGUGGAACCAAGAACUGUUCACAUUGUUUUCAUAACUAUUGCAAAUUAUUGACCAAUAAAUAAACAAAAUUCCAGAAUAUUGGCGAAUAUUCAAAAAAGCCCUACGCAAACUAACUGGAUACAUAAUUAUUCUAUGAAGCAAUACUAAUAAAUUGGGUGCACAUAUAUAUGUACUCGUAUGUUCAUAUGCACCACAUAAUGUGCGUGUACAUACAUACAUACAUACAUAUAUGUAAAAUAUAAAUUUGCAAAUUUUAUAUGAAAAAUUCAUGCGCAUAUAUGAAUAUCUAUGUAUGUAUAUACAAGGAAUACAUAAAUAUGGAUUAAACAAUAUUGCUUACAAAUCUAUAUACAACUGCAAUAUUCAUUUAUGUACAUACAUACAUACAUUUUUUGUAAUAUUGUAUGCUUCACAAGUUUUAAUAAGUUUGUUAAGUAAAGUCACAAGUAUUCAUUUCUUUUAUAUUUAAGAAUAAUCUUAUUUAGUUUUAUAUACGUGUAUAACAUUUAAUAUAAUUAAGCAUACUUAUGUAUAUAGGAUAAUUCACCAAUUUAGGAAAAUUUAGGCAUUACUUCCUUACAUUAUUACAUCGAUUAAUAAGAGAUCUGAAUGCC